AUGCAAGUACUGAACAGACCAACCGGGGCUUACGGCUAUCCUGUGCGUAAUUACGCAUCGUCUUAUCCACAGUAUCCUGGAACCCAGUGCGCCUCAACGACAAAACCUGCCACUGGGAAAUCGUUUACCAUUGACGCUUUGCUUGCUAAGCCCGAUGAGAGAAUCACCGGCCGGACCAGUCCCACUCCCUGCGGAAUGAAAUACCAGUCAGCAGCCGCGCUUCAUCCGCUAGCGGGUCAGAUGUGCUCACCCAUACCGCAGUAUCUUUACACACCGAAUAUGCUGCAUACGGUGAUGCACACACAGCCAGGGUAUUCUGUCUACUGCUGUCCACCGUUCACAUACCAGGCGUCUUGUCGAGGCUCCUUUUACCCCCAAGAUUCAGCUCAGUCCAAAGUCGGCGUUCACUCAUUCAAGCACAAAGGAGGGAAAUCCAAACGAAUGCGCACGAGCUUCACCAACGAACAACUUUCCCGGUUGGAGAAAGAGUUCGCUCGCCAGCAGUAUAUGGUCGGAUCAGAGAGAUUCCUCCUGGCGUCCGCGUUGCAACUUACCGAAGCUCAGGUUAAAGUCUGGUUUCAGAACCGCCGUAUCAAAUGGCGGAAGCAGAGCCUGGAGCAGCAGCAGGCGAAGCUGGCGAAGCUUGGGCUGGCGGCCCCUCCGAGGAGCCCCGGUUCUCAGGGACAGGAGGAGGGGGACGAAGAUGAGGAGAUCGACUUCUCUGACGGCUCUGAUGUGGAUAUUGAUGGACCUCUUGAUCACUGCUAA
Molecule: messenger RNA, 768 nt
Organism: Hypomesus transpacificus
Lineage: Eukaryota; Metazoa; Chordata; Actinopteri; Osmeriformes; Osmeridae
Gene: noto
Product: notochord homeobox
Exons: 3
Coding region: 1-768 (255 amino acids)
Biological process (GO): neuron differentiation; central nervous system development; regulation of DNA-templated transcription
Molecular function (GO): DNA binding; DNA-binding transcription factor activity, RNA polymerase II-specific
Source: RefSeq, a predicted model, not a curated record